This is a messenger RNA of Penicillium manginii, 822 nucleotides long. RefSeq lists its product as uncharacterized. Bases 1 to 822 code for a protein of 273 amino acids. NCBI's taxonomy places the organism in Eukaryota, Fungi, Ascomycota, Eurotiomycetes, Eurotiales, Aspergillaceae. The record is from RefSeq and is a predicted model, not a curated record. The transcript is spliced from 4 exons.
AUGAGGGUUGUUCAUUGGCUUCUAUGCUUUGCUACAAGCGUCUUCUCCUUAGAGACUUAUCCUGUUGGGGUAAAUCUUGGAUUCAAAUUCAUAACAGCGGCUCGUUUUACCGAUGAAAAUAAACCGGAUCUGCUCUCCAAGAUCGAGGGUUCUGAAGAGUAUCAAACUCAUAUGAGGAAACUCGCAUCUCAAUCCGAAGAAAGAAAGUACAAGUUUGGCGAGGUAUACGUCCAUGAUAGUCGUGGUGAAUUAGUCCCAGCGCCCAACGAGUACCGCGGUUACGAAAAGAAAGAUGAAGAGAUUAUUAGUCAGGCUUUGAGAGAUCUUUCAAACGAGCUUUCCCAUAAGCUAGGCUCUUCACCUCAAAUCACCACAGUCAAUCUUCCAGAGGGUCUGGACUAUAUUGCGAGAGAUCAUUUGUAUGAAACUUUACGUGAUAGUGAUUCGAUUCCUCUAGUCACCAAGUCUUCACAGAUGAUAGGCUUUCUUGAUGCCACUAGGUCAGCUUAUGACUUGGAUAGAGCUGAUGGUCCAGGGCCUAAAGUUCCGGAGAAUCCCUUCCACGACGAUGAUUUUUUCGUGAUGUAUGUGGACUAUAACGCCUAUUCUCUGGAUAUCUGGGUCGCAACUAUUUCCGAGUACACGGCUAGCUUACUUGAGAGGGGACCAUUCUCUCUUCGACGGCCUGAUCUAGCAGUAUCUAAUCGAGAUGAUGAUAAGUCAAAGGUUUGUCUUGCCCUAUUCCUUGAAAGAUAUGAUCUAUUAUUGGAAGCGGAAGAGAAAAUGAAAGCAUCGCAUACUGACCAUUCCACCCAACUUUAG